CGUGUCUGCCGAGUCCAUAACAAACAAGUAGCAGAUACGAGUGGGAGAAGAGCAGCCUUCUCGUGCCCUUGCUCGCAUCUCGUGAAAACUCUUCGACGUGACAGCUCGUUUCCACGCACGGCGCCGUCAGCACCGUGAAGCGCACGAUCAGAACCGUGGGAGAAGCGCUCGCGCCGCCAACCUCGCCGUUUGCUCCGUAAACAUAUCGAUACUGAUGGGACAUGGCCAUGUCUGCUCCAUCAACAUCAACAUCAGAACCAGCUAUGAAGUCCAACUCAGAGCUCCCGGGCCUGGGGGGGAUUAAGGCGUUGAAUUUGAAGGUGGGUCCAGUGCGGAGGAAUCUCUUUGGGCCCGUGGACCAUCAGCAGCUGCAGAAGGACUUUGAGCGGCUGUUCUGCAUGAGCGUGGAGGUGGCCAACAAGCGAUGGAACUUUGACUUCCAGAGCGACAAGCCGGGGGUCGGGUCCAGCAUGGAGUGGGAGGAGCUCCGGUGCCAGGAUGUGCCGACGUUUUACCACAGCUGCACGGUGAGGCCAGCGGUGAGACCUGUCGGGAUGACAAAGGGCAAGAGGCGGACGUCAUCUACGUCGAGCGAGGACUCCCCCGUGUCCAGCAGCUCCUCUGGGUCUGGAGACGAGUACCUUGAAGUGACCACCAGGGGGUGCUACAGGCUGCAACGGUCAGGGAAGCGUAAGCAGUCCAACAUCACAGAUUUCUUCAAGGUAAAGAAGAGGAGGCUUCUUCAUUACAAACCAUCUUCCCGACAGUAGAGGAGCACAACAAGACCCAGUAGAGGAUCACUAAGUGGUCCACACAUCACCUCACAUAGAUAUGACUGAUAUCAUAUGUAUAUAUGUAGCAAUUUGUAACUGACUGUCCACAAGCUCAUACAACAUGGGCUCAAAAACUCCUUUUACACCACAUAUCAUUAACGUUCAGCACAAGGAAGCUAGCAUGUUCCUAGUUAAGCAAUGUCAGACUUUACAAACAUUAUAUAUAUUCUUUAUACUGUUUUGCUUAGCUUUUUGACUAUACUGUGAACUUUUUAAAAUGCACUCUUACAGAAAAUUAGAAAAGCAGUCUCUAGCUCUAAGGGGUUAAAAAGAGGCCUUGGGUGACCUCAAUCCACACUCACCAUUUAGUUUUGUGACAUGGCGUCGAGGGUCAGUGGUCAAACCUUCAGCGGUGGCUCCGAAUGUGGCGUCGUCGUUAGAAUUAGCACCAGGUUAAAGGUUAAGCAACGAGGUAACGGUACCUGUAAAACAGUGACUUAAAUAGUGAUUAAUAAUAACAAUAAUAACAUUUAACUUUUUAUUUAUUAUUAACAAUGCUAGAUCAUUGUCGAAACAACAUCAUUAUUUUACUAAAAAGAAAAACAUGGUGUAAAGCGAGGUAAUAGAAUGUGUGGAAACCUGCUCUAUUGGCUCCAAGUUACACUUUGGACUGUGGCUUGUGUCCACUCCAUCGUUGCCUCCUAAAUUUAUCAAUCAUACAUCAUCAGAACAUUGCCAAAAACAUACAAAUUGCAAACUUUAUUCAAUUUUUGCUUUGUAUUAUUUGCAUAAUAGGGUCGUACAGGUGUUUUUGGGGAACGGACCAGAACGUACCUUCUUGAGCUGUAUGUUUGUCGGCUUUAUGCUUUUAAUAAUGUAGCAUUUCUUACUUCGUCUUCAUGUCUCGUCCACUUCGUUUGAUGUGUCUCGUCUACUCAAGAACAGAAUGUAAUUUUCGUCAGUGUGCUGCCGCUCAGAGGAAUUUAUGUCGCCGCGCUUAUGCGGGUGUUGGUGAAUGUUGAUUUGUUUGUCUUGAUGUUCUUAACACGAUGAAAGGAAAGUGGCAGCUGAUUUAGUAGAGACCAAAGAGAAAUUGCUUUGCCCGUUUAUAGUCACAAACUGUUGAUCGCCUGUUGGUUGCAGACGGGGUCACACACGUGUGCAGCUUUUUUGGUGAACCACAAACAACAGGAUGUGACUAUUUUUCUUUUUAUACUCUGGAUUUGGAUUAAAAAAAGCCAUGGAUCCUCUCGUACUACCUCAUUAAAUGAGUUAAUAACACAGAAAAGUUACAAACAAAGUGCAAACCAGUCAAGCUCACUCAGGCUGUUUGCAGCUGUAGGUGUAAAAGACAGACAGACGUGGGACGGGGUUGUUCUGAUGUGGUAAAAGCCGUUAUGUUUCAGCGCUCGACCUCGAGUUUCACAUCAGGUAAAAAAGUCAGUGUAUCAAAGUAGAGGAAACGCUGGCCGCCCCGCGGGAGGCCGGGAAAGGGGGGGGCAGUCCGGCCUUUGUUGUCUCUUGCUCUCGCUCAUUGCCCCACUUUGCUUUGACAGCAUUCCCAGAAAUGGACAGAGCAAAGGGAAUAUGGGGGGGGGGCAUUUAAAUCAAUACAUUUCUACUGGCAGAAUAGAUGCCUGUGAUAAAGAAGUCUUUACUAAACCCUUGCAUCAGUUGGUGCAUAAAAUUAACAAGUAAAAGCUGUUAUGACCAUUUUAAAUUGAUCAGGAUGACUUUUUCAUGUCAGCGUGUCUGAGUGUGUGUGUGUGUGUGAGACUGUUUUUGUUCACCUUUCUUCUCAGCGUGUUUAAAGUCUAUAUUAACUUAUUUUGAAUUUCUGUCAUUUGUAUGGUCGGGAUUUGUAUAAUUCCCAGUUAUUAGACAACUAAUUCACUGUCACGUCUGAAACUAUAUCUUUGCACUACUUAAAACGUUGACAAGAGAACUAUUUUUGUAUGGUAACAUUUGGAAAAAACAUACAAAUCCUCAUUGAGAAGCUGAUGCACAGAUUAGAUGUUGAUACAGACUUGUCACAUUCAGUUAUUUUUGACUUUGUUUAGCCACAUUGACUUGACAACUAGUAAAAAUAUGCAAGAAAGUUAUAUCACAACUAAUCUGUGCAUGAAGAAAUUUCAUUUAUCACAGUUACAUUUGUGUUUUUUACUUUGUAUAUGCAUGAAUGUAUGAUAAUCUUUGUAAUAAUUUGUUCAUAUUUUUAAACGGGCUUAUGUGGCCUUGCAACAUGUUAGAAGUGUAUAAGAAGUAUAUCCUUCCAUGGUAACUUUGUAGAUAACAACGUUAAGAGACUCAACUGCUGGGUUGUUGGUGCACUGUUGCCCUUUGUAAUGCUAAUUUGAUACAGUGUGAUUGAAAUAAUAAAACGUUAAUUAAUUUUUUCAUUAUAAACAACUAAA
Messenger RNA from Betta splendens (Siamese fighting fish), 3187 nucleotides. RefSeq names its product cyclin-dependent kinase inhibitor 1D (gene cdkn1d). Gene Ontology annotation, cellular component: nucleus. The transcript has 3 exons. Gene Ontology annotation, molecular function: cyclin-dependent protein serine/threonine kinase inhibitor activity. Gene Ontology annotation, biological process: signal transduction by p53 class mediator; regulation of mitotic cell cycle. Bases 222 to 770 code for a protein of 182 amino acids. NCBI's taxonomy places the organism in Eukaryota, Metazoa, Chordata, Actinopteri, Anabantiformes, Osphronemidae. The record is from RefSeq and is a predicted model, not a curated record.